Messenger RNA from Fundulus heteroclitus (mummichog), 3890 nucleotides. Its product is annotated as integrin alpha-6. Lineage: Eukaryota; Metazoa; Chordata; Actinopteri; Cyprinodontiformes; Fundulidae. Gene Ontology annotation, cellular component: external side of plasma membrane; integrin complex. The coding region runs from base 36 to 3176 and encodes 1046 amino acids. Gene Ontology annotation, molecular function: integrin binding. The record is from RefSeq and is a predicted model, not a curated record. Gene Ontology annotation, biological process: integrin-mediated signaling pathway; cell adhesion mediated by integrin; leukocyte migration. The transcript has 27 exons.
ACACGGUUCUUCAGUCUGGGAAGUUUCAUACUGUCAUGGAGGGUUACACCACCUGUGGACUGUGGAUGCUCACCUUGUUAUUGGCCUAUGGACGACUCUCAGCAUUCAAUCUGGACACGGAAAAUGUCAUGAGGAGAGAUGGAGAACCAAAUAGCCUGUUUGGCUUUUCUCUCGCAAUGCACCGACAGCUUAGGCCACAGGACAAGAGAAUGCUGCUGGUUGGAGCACCACAGGCCAAAGCGUGGCUGAAACAAAAAUCUACCGUGACAGGAGGACUCUACAAGUGUGAGAUGGACUCUGUUGCGUGCACAAGAGUUGUUUUUGAUAAUGGUGAGGAUCCAACAAUUGAAAACAAAGAAGAUCAGUGGAUGGGGGUGACAGUGAGCAGUCAGGGACCAGGAGGCAAAGUUUUAACCUGUGCUCAUCGCUACAAGCGGCAGAAAAACGUCAACACUUCUCUCGAAACUCGUGACAUCAUUGGCCGUUGCUAUGUGCUGAGUCAGGACCUAACUAUUAAUAGCAGAUCAAGUGAAGAUGGUGGACGCUGGCAUUUCUGUGACAAUCGGAACCGGGGCCACGAAAGGUUUGGUUCCUGCCAGCAGGGCCUCUCUGCAACAUUUGACAAGGACUUCCACUACUUCAUCUUUGGGGCUCCUGGAGUUUACAGUUGGAAAGGCGUGGUACGCUUGGAACAAAAGAACGACACCUUCAUAGAUCUGGAGAUCUAUGAUGACGGACCAUUCGAGGCAGGAGAUGAGACUGAGAAGGACCCUAACAAGAUUUCUGUUCCUUCCAACAGCUAUAUGGGAUUCUCCCUGGACUCUGGGAAAUCUUUGACCACCAAGGGUCAGCUGACGGUGGUAGCAGGAGCUCCCAGAGCUUACUACAGUGGAGCGGUGGUUCUGCUAAAGACAGGAGGGCAAUCCACCAGGGUAAUGCUCGAGGAGUACACUCUUAAAGGGGAAGGCCUGGCCUCGUCUUUUGGAUACGAUCUGACUGUGCUGGAUCUCAAUGGAGACGGCUGGGAGGACAUUGUGGUCGGAGCCCCUCAGUACUUUGAGAAGGAUUCAGAAAUUGGCGGAGCCGUCUACAUUUACAUCAACAAGGCUGGAAGGUGGAACGAUGUCAAACCAACCAGAAUAGAUGGACCUGCAGACUCUAUGUUCGGCCUGGCUGUGGAAAACCUGGGAGACAUCAACCAGGAUGGUUACCAUGAUUUUGCAGUUGGAGCUCCUCAUGCAGACAGCGGUGCGGGAAAAGUUUACAUUUAUCACGGUCCUGCCACAGACCAAAUCAAAGCUUCACAGGUCUUAUCUGGCAAAUCUUUAGGAGUGAGGCAGUUUGGCUACUCUUUGGCAGGCAACAUGGACCUGGAUGGGAACUAUUACCCCGACCUGGCUGUUGGAUCUCUGUCAGAUUCAGUCUUUGUCUACAAGACCCGACCGGUUGUCAAAAUUGAGAAGAAAAUUACUUUCUCACCAAAUAAAAUCGACCUCAACCAGAAGAACUGUGGCAACGCUUUCUGCUUGGAAGUUAUGGCAUGCUUCAAGUAUGAUGCAAACCCAGCAAGCGUUGCUUCCACACUCAAAGUGAAGUACGAUCUUGAGGUUGACGCUGACCGCAAAAAGAACGGCGUUGAUCCCAGGGGAAAAUUCAUUGAAAACGCAGAUCCGGAAAAUCCACACAAGUCUACUGGGGUCAUUAUCAUGGACCAAAAAGAGUCCCAAAAAUGUGUUAAAACUAAACUUCUCAUACAGAAUGACAUUGGGGACAAGCUCCGUGCGCUCCCCAUUGAUGUUUCAGUGAACAUCCAGAAUGCUAAACGUAAACGUAGGCAGUCCCAACCUUCUCUACUUUCCCCUGUCCUGGAUCCCAAAGAUGUAGAAAAAACUCGAACAGAGGUGGAGUUUCUAAAAGAGGGAUGCAGCAACGAUGGUGUGUGUUACAGCAAGCUGAUGCUAGAAUAUCGCUACGGCUACACAACUGCUGAUGAAGAUACCUUUAUUGAUUCGGAGAUAGAGAAUGGAGUGCCAUGGAUCUCACUUGGUGAAAAGAAAAGUGUUGCCCUGAAAGUGGAGGUGUCCAAUCUGAAUGGAGACGAUGCAUACGGAGCUUUUGUAAUUGCCAAGUUCCCCGAUUCUAUGACCUACUCUUCAUGCCGGUCUCACCGUGAUCAGCUGGAAGUCACCUGCAAGCCAGAACCAGACGGAUCUAGUGCCGCCUUUGGGGUUGGGAAUCCUUUCAAACGUGACAAAAAGACAACUUUCUACAUUAUUUUGGAUGCCACAAACAAGGCCUUCAACACUACUGAAGUGGAUAUUGAACUGCAGUUGAACACGACGAGUAAACAGCAGAAUCUAAUGCCUGUGAAAGCAAAAGCUAUGGUGGCCCUCAUGCUGCAGCUGUCCUUAUCAGGGCAUGCCAGUCCAUCCCAGGUCUACUUUGACGAAAAAGCCAAAGGAAAGACAGAUAUUGAAAGCAAUACUGGCAGCGCCAUCACUCACCGGUUCACUAUAAUCAACCGAGGAAUGCGGCUGAAAGACAUUGGGACUGUCGCCCUUCGUAUAAAGUGGCCAAAGAUGACAGAGACAAAGAAGAAUCUGCUCUACCUGAUGAACAUCAGCUCCACUGAACUGAAGCAGAUAAAGUGCUCUCCCCUAGAGGAGAUCAACCCUCUUAACAAGAAACCAGUCGACAGAAAAAAAAGAGCCACCGACGAAAGAAUUAAGGGGAAACUUUCCCGCUUGAUCGGAGACAAGAAAUCCCAGACUUUGUCGUGCGACAGUGGAGCCAAAUGUGCGAUGAUAACGUGCCCCCUGGGGGGUCUGGACAAUAAGGCAUCCAUCACUGUGACGUCUUACCUGUGGGAUAGCACCUUCGCAGAGGAGUUUUCCAAAUUCCAUCACGUGGAGUUGAUGGUGAAUGCGUCUCUACACGUUGACAGCACGAAAAAGAACACAAUGCUGCAGAAUGCUGAGACACAGGUGAGGCUGACUGUGUAUCCAGAGCGACGUGAGGCUCGGUAUGGAGGAGUGGCAUGGUGGAUCAUUCUGCUGACCAUCCUGUUCCUCCUGCUGCUCCUGGCCCUACUGGCUUUCCUCCUUUGGAAGUGUGGAGUCUUUGGGAAAAAUAAGGCGGAUCCAUCCGACAAAGAGAAGCUGACAUCAAACUCAUAAAAAUGUGUAAAAUUUUUAUUUUUUCUAAAAUGGGAGAGCGCUUUAUUUUUCAACGAUGCCAGAUAAAGGGCCCUCUUCCACUUGCACUGGAUUGGACUAAAAGGAAAAUUUUGGAAAAGAAGAUGGAUAAGAUCACAUGGCAAGAAAACUACUGAAUAAGAAAUCUUCCUGUACAUAAUAUGUUGGUGUUAUUAGUUGGAUCGCAAGAUAUUUGCCAUUUUGUUUAUUUAUAAGAGCUGAACAUUUUGGAAAAAAAAGUCUUUACAACCAAAUAUAGUAUCAAAAACUGUUCUUUUGGGGGGCUUAACUAUUCUUAAAUUAACCAUUUUACAUAUACUGAAUCACAUGAGGGACAAGAGCAGCUUUGGGCACUCAUGUGAUUCAGGCUGCAGGGCUUACAGGGUUGGAAGCUGGAAAUGUUUGUAUUUUCAAAUUUUUUUUAAUCUUUGCUCUACAAACAGAAAUGACAUGUUUAUACUAUGAUGAAUCCAAAAUGCCACCCUAAGUGCUCAGUUACCCUUACCAGGUCAUUCAUAUUCUACACCUCACUGCAGAUGGCCUUUUGCCUCAUACCAGUUUUUUUUUCUAGGCUGAGAACUUUGUAAAUGUGUUGGCAUACAGUAAUCUUUUGUCCAAUGCACCGCUGCGAGAUAUGAAUUAUGAUUUACAGCAUAAUUUUAUAUGGAUUUUAAAUAAAAUGUUUUUCUUGUCUUA